CACGGGUCUGUGCUGAGAGAACGAGACGGGGAGAGGAGUUAAAGAGUUCUGCGUCCCCCAGUACUUACAGAAAACAGGCUAAGACGGCUUGGCACAUGUCUACCACUACAAUAGUCACAGCAGCGGUGAUCAGUUGUGGCCGGAAUAGCCCAGUGGGCAGAAGGAAUUACCCCACGUGCGCUGGCUGCCUUAGUAGUGCUGUGGCCAGGAGACAUUGUCUCAGGGGCGGGCACGAUACUUUAGCGCCGUGUACAUGAACCUCGACCGUAGGUGUGUUGUACGGCAGUGAACUGCAUCCCCACGUGCUCUUAAGUGUCAGAUGGCGGAUACGGGCGACUGCAUCGUGGAAGAGUGGCUUCGUUCACUCGGUCUCGUCAUCUACACGCAAUCUUUUCUCGACAAUGGUUAUGACGAUUUGGAAAUAUGCAAACAAAUCGGUGAGCCCGAUUUGGACGCGAUCGGAGUGAUCCGACCCGAGCAGAGAGCGAUUUUGUUACAGGCCGUGCGUAUCCUAAAGGAAGAAGGCGGGACCGCCGUGUACUUUACCCUCGAAGACGGCAAGUCGCACGAGAAUUUCACGGAUGGGGACGACGACUCUGUGUUUGCAGACGUCGGGUCGUUUACAAGUCCUCCCCCCUCCCCUGUGAAACAGAAGCGUGUUGGAAUAGUGCAGCGACUGUCACAAGCACAGCGCCUAGAAACGCAAGAAGAGGGCAAAUGUGCCCUGCUCAUUUACCCCAAAGUUCAAUUAAAAUUACUGCUAAGGGAUAAACUAUUAGAAGAUGGUAUCAACUUGGCAGCUUGCCCCUAUACCGGGCCGGAGGGUCAGGCAGGGAAGAGCAGCCUGGAAGUAUUGGCCUUGCAGUAUGGGAGUGAUCUUAGUACACACAUACAGGAUGUCUAUGACAGAUUGGAGGAACUCCGAUACACCUGGACUUUGGCCCAGGACUCUGACUCGCCAAAAUCUCUGUCAAGCCCAGUCCGAAAUAUUCACAUGAGCCCCAUAUAUGGAAGUCACACAGGAAAAGCCACACCCCCUCCCCUGCCAACAUGUCCUCCGCCAAGUUCCAGUUACACAGACAAUAUUUAUGGAGGCAGCAUCCAGAAGUAUCUGUAUGAUGCACAGAUAAGGUCGGAUAUUCAGCCAUCACCAGGGAAUUAUGUCUCUAUAGAUUCCUCAGGCAUGUGUUGCAUAUUUCCAAGAAAGAUCAAAGGUCCAGCUGGUGACAAAAGCUUGCUGGAGUCCGGAACACUCAAGAAAAAAGGGUGGUUUUCCAGAAACAACACAGUGCGGAGGUCACAGAAGAAAGCCGGAUACAAAAUGCACAGAGGUGACCUGAAUGCUAGUGAGAUCACCAUGGGUGAUGAGGACAGGAUAGCUCUCAUGUUAAUGGUCAAGGACGGCACAAUAUCCACAGAGACUGCCGUGGAAGUCGUGAAGCGUUUUGAAGCUGACAAGAAAUUAGAGACUUCAAGUCAACAAGGUGAUCCCUAUGGGGUGAAUGCCAAAGGUGAGACCAAAGACAACAAUAAGACCCUGAAGGGCAAAAAGAAGAAAGAUAACAAAUCAGGCAAAUCUCAACCAGGAAAUCCUACAGACUCGGCAGGGAAGUGCGAGGCAUGUCUGCGCGGCCUCCCUCAUGACUACGAGUUGCCUGUGAAUCGUAACUCCAGCGGCAGUACAACAGGCUGCGGUCACAACCCUCACUACCUUCGCUAUCACAGCAUCAGUCAGAUGGAACACAAUAUCAUCCCUCAUUCACCUGAGAUAGCCAGAGCCAUGUCCUGCUCCCCUAGCAGCAGGUCGUACGCGGGUCACCCAUCUAACACAGCCUCCCCAAUAAACCACUACCCGACGUCAGUUCCCGCAUGGCUUUACUCCCCUUCCCAUCUACGUUACGCCCCACAGUCCCCUGCUCAGAUCUACAGUCUCCAGGAACACUGCUCAACCCCAGAGAGGCUCAAGACGAAACCCUGCGGCAAAGUCAAAGCCAUGCUUCAGCGCACAUCUUCAAAGUCGUCCAUUGUGUCCUCGGAGUCAGACGCGUCCCUGGACUGCACGGGACUGACGCGGCCCUACCCAACAGAUGUGAUUGUCACACGGAAUGGGGAUAUGUCAUACGCUAGCACCAACUCCACGGUGUCUGUGAGUUCAGAUUCUUCUCCAGCCAUGACCACCUUCAGAUGUGGCAAAAACAAACCCAGAAACUGCUCUACUGUAGAAGAGGUGGAUUCUGGGAGUAGUGCCGUCAAAUCAGGGAGCUCUUUGGACAGUCUGGACAGUGGCUCAAACCUGAAGACUAAUACAGUCUCCAGGCAGAAGGUUCCUCCUAUCCACCUUCCCCAGGGCCCCUUCUUGGGGUUUGCCAGGGCCGUCCGUGGCUACUCCCCUAGAGUGGAGGAAAGGGACAUGCUCCAACUCAAGUCAGGGGACAUUAUCCAAGUGUUGACUAUCACUCAGUCGGGUUUGUGUCGAGGUGUGUUAGACAGUCGCGUGGGUUCAUUCCGCUAUUCCCAUGUGGAGAUGAUCACAGACAAAACACUGCGCAGUCCCAAGAAAGAGAAAGGCUCCAGACGACGAAAUUCUAAAAGGCCCAAACCCAAAACUGUGGAAGAGCUGCUGAAGAGAAUCGGAUUAGAGCACCUGAGUGCAGUGUUUCUGCUGAAUGGUUACGAUCACCUGGAAACGUUCGUGGACAUUGUUGAAGAUGAUUUGAACGAGCUGAACAUCCAUGACCCAGAACAACGAGCUAAGCUGCUCACUGCGGCAGAACUUCUUAUAGACUAUGACUCCCCAGAUGCGUCAGAUGGUGCUACUCGAAGUGAUGCCUCCUGCCCUACCCCGUCUGACACCCCAUCCAGCCUGUCCCCAGCUACGGUGUCCUCACUGUCCCAGGCCACGGUACCUUCACAGCCUGCUUCUAGAGACUCUGGAUGUUAUGACAGCAAUGACAACCUACCUCACAAGGACAAUUCCUGUAAGAAAAGUACAACUCUACUGAGCCGUGUGGCCUGCUGUAGAUUGGCCGGUGAGACGAAGCCUGGGGAAGGCAAGCAGCCAAGCCAGAUGAAAGGGUCAAGAGAAGAAAGGGAUUUCACAGAAGAAGAUAAAGAAGUUUGUGCCAUAACGUCAGGCUGUGCUCAGACGGCCAAUGGGGAACAGUCGCCAUGUGCCAACAAGAGCAAUCGCCGGCAACGCGUCGCAACUGCCGAUGCCUCCACAAACAUUGUCACAGUGAACACGUCUGGACAAGAUGUGAAGAAACAUUCAAAACAAAGCCUAAAUGUAGGCUCUACGAACAAUGGCCAAGCGGCAUUUUCUGACAUCUCAGAGAGCACAUCCAGUGACCUUUCAGAUACGUCGCCCAAGAAAAAACCCAAACCAGUGCCGGCAUCUAGAGUUUCCAACGAGAGCAAUACAGUUGGUCAUUCCCAACAAGUGGACAAUUCUAAGAAACUGUGCAACGGUUCACUUAAGUCUACCUCAUCUUCGGGCACAUUAAAAAAAGAUGGCGGAAGUAGUACUGCUGAGAACACUCGUGCACAAGCAGGUGGAGGUUCGGAAGGCAAAGUUACCAAUGACAAUCAGGCCGACCAGGCCAAGAGGCCGUAUGACAUCCGUCUCUUGACGAUGCAUGAUUUCCUCUCCAGCAUCGGUCUGCCAAAUUACACGGACACCUUCACGGUUCAGGGAGUCUCGUCUGUGGCUCAGGUCCUCUAUUUCAAAGAGCCAGAACUACGCAAAAUAGGAAUCACGGAAGCCAAACAUUUGAAAAAAAUUCUGCACGCUUUUGAUUGGCUGAUUCAGAAAACGAAAUUCCCUUCGCCAACACGUUUACAAAAGGUUCCUGUGCUGCAGGACAGAGUUUAGUUACCUGAAACAAUUGACUUGGUUCUUGAAAGUUUUGGUCAGACGUUUUGUGCCCGAACGACAACCCAGUGUUUCUAGUCUUCCCUAGAUAUGUAUAUAGAUAUACCUACAGGUUUAAUAAUAUGACUCCAUGGUCAUUCAUAAUGUGUAGAAAAUUCAGACUUGAGAUGGAUGUCAACCAGAUACUUUGAUGACUGUGUUGGUAAAGUUGGGACAGCGUAUUGUGGAAUGUAGUAUGAUUAGUUGUGGUUUUGGCAGGGGUUGUUAGAGGAAACUGGAAAGUCUCAAACUCAGAUUCCUCGGUGACAGGUGAGCGAUUUUCCAUACUCAACCCUCUUCCUUUGAGGUCCAUAUAUCUACCUCCCAGUGGGCUGUUUAAUGCCGCCCUCAAUAAUUUCAAAGCGUUGCGAGCAAACCAUGCAUACGAUCAGGACAAAUAUUAUCCGGUCGUGGUUUUUCAUUUUACCCAAAUGCAUUUUAUAACUGAAUUAUGUACUUAAGCUUUAUCGCUUUUCGAAUAGGUUGAAAUCAUUAUGAGGCCUUUUCAGUUGGUGCCACACAAAAAUGGUUUAUAUUUCAGAGAAUUUAACUGAAGAUAUAUACCAUAUAUGCUCAAAAAGCAUCUUGCCAUGUCUCCAUGACAACCAAACACUGGUACCUUGCAGAGGUAACCUGCUCAGAACGCCUUGUGGCUCAGGCGGAAUGGUCACUUGUGGUCGACUGCUGCUGAGAUUGUAACAUUAUAAACAAUCCCCCUGGAGUAUUCCUGUAAUGUUAUAUCUUACAGGAAUCACCCUUGGAGAGAACAACUUUCUUUGGAACGAAUGACGAACGGCGCCAUUGCUUUGCUGUUUUAACUGUGCGAAUGUCAAAUCUGUUAUACAGGGUGGGGAAGGUGACGGAAAGUGGUACAAAAUCACUGGACAAUUUCCAACACGCUAUAAGUUCCUUUAACAGAAAAAAACCAUGCUUUAUCAUAGUUGCAAUAUAUCUGCCUCCCUAUAGUAUAUGCGUCUAUGUUUUUAGCUGCGACGAACAGAUAUAGAAGUCACUCUGUUGAUCAAACUUUUUACAUCCUAUCUUUUAGCUUCGGCCUUUCGCUUAACAAAGGGCUGGAAUACAGGACGACUUCCUUCUUGUACUAUGUCGCGGUUAUUGCGAAUGUGCACUUUUACGGAAAGUCUUGAUGGGCUAAAUAACAGAAGACAGGGUGUGCACAGAUGGUCGUAUCAGAGGUUGCAAAUGGUCUUUCAAUGGAACUAAGUUAAUAACAGUGUUUCUAUUAGAGGAUAAAUUUAGGAGACACGUUUUUCAUCGACCAUGUGGAGAUAGAAGAUUGUUGUUCACCUUAGCUUUUGCUAUGAGCAGUCCAUACAUAAAGUAAAAUUUCACAUUGAAAUGGUUCUUUAUAAAAUAUUGUUAAGUCGUGGCUAGAUAUACAUGCUCUAGUUCAUUGGUCUUAACACAAAUCAAAAUGUGUAUGCUGCUAGAGGUCACCUUUAUAACGCUACAAACUGACGGUGUUCUUUUACCUAAUCCUAACGUUUGCUGACGAACAAUUUUGGCAUUCAAGGACUUUAAGUUCUUACUGAUACAUAGCAGCCGAAGGCACAUGGCAUGAAAUGUUGUGAACCACGUAAACGCUCACGUGAAACUCAAGAUUUAUUCUCAUUUUCAUAGAAGUAUUACGCAUAUUUUUUCUGCGCAAACAAGACCCGAAGUUUUGAUUUCUCCGAUUUACCGAAAGGUUGUCCAUACUUUUGUCUGUGACUAGAAGUGAGGUAGAACGAUUGUGAGUGCGUUUCCGCUUUGCCUGUGCGCAUGAUUAGAAAGGUUCAAAGGGUAAGGUUUGAUAUGCUUUGCUUUAUACUGUAAAAUGCUGUGAGAUAUAUAGUUAAGCCGCUUUCUUACGGGAAGCAUAAUCCUGCGAAAGAGAUGUGAUGAGUGUUCGUUUUUAAAGAUUUUAAGUUAAUUAUUUUGUUGGAUUUUUUUUUUCAAGUUUGUUCUGUUUUCUAUAUUGAAGUUCCUGUAUAUUGUAUUGACGAAGUACUGUUGGUACGUAUGACAGAAGAUGUGUAUUAUAUUCUUGGUGAUUUCAUUGGGCUUUGUAUCGCGCGAAUACGGCCACGAGAAAACACGAGAUUAUCUCUGUACAUAAUUCUUCCAUAUCUAUACAGGCAAGGCGUGCCUAUCUGUGAUUGCA
Liolophura sinensis is the source of this 6074-nucleotide messenger RNA. Its product is annotated as SAM and SH3 domain-containing protein 1-like. The record is from RefSeq and is a predicted model, not a curated record. The transcript is spliced from 16 exons. Gene Ontology annotation, molecular function: protein binding. Bases 320 to 3871 code for a protein of 1183 amino acids. Lineage: Eukaryota; Metazoa; Mollusca; Polyplacophora; Chitonida; Chitonidae.